Molecule: messenger RNA, 3716 nt
Organism: Arachis stenosperma
Lineage: Eukaryota; Viridiplantae; Streptophyta; Magnoliopsida; Fabales; Fabaceae
Product: disease resistance protein RUN1-like
Exons: 4
Coding region: 38-3073 (1011 amino acids)
Biological process (GO): signal transduction; defense response
Molecular function (GO): ADP binding
Source: RefSeq, a predicted model, not a curated record
AUCAAACCUCAAUACACAUGACUAUAUUGUUGUUCAAAUGGCAUUGGUGGUAGGUGAAGCCUCUUCUUCCUUAACUCCUUCCCCAAGAUCAUUCACCUAUCACGUGUUCUUGAGUUUUAGAGGAGAAGACACUCGCACUAGAUUCACUAGUCAUCUCUAUGCUGCUCUUAACAGGAAUGGAAUCACAACGUAUAUUGAUGACAACAAUCUUCGCAAAGGCGAUGUUAUUUCCGAUGAACUCCUGAAAGCAAUUGAAGAGUCUAUGUUUGCCGUUAUAGUUCUCUCACCCAACUAUGCUUCUUCCAGUUGGUGUUUGGAUGAGCUCUGCAAAAUCCUUGACUGCAACAAGAAGCUAGGGCAACACAUCGUGACGGUCUUCUAUGAUGUAGAGCCUUCUGAUGUGAGGCACCAGAAAGGAACCUUCGAAAAAGCUUUCAUGAAACACGAACAGAGACAAAACGGUGAAAAGGUUAAAAGAUGGCGAAAUGCGUUAACACAAGUUGCUGCUUAUUCUGGUUGGCACCCUAGAAAUCGCAAUGAGGCAGCACUUGUGGAAAGCAUUUCUAAACAUAUACAUGAAAUACUGAUUCCAAAGUUGCCAUCUUCAAUGAAGAAUCUUAUAGGGAUUGAUUCAAGAGUGGGACAAGUGAUUACUCUCAUAGGCCUUGAAUUGAAUGAUGUUCGCUAUAUAGGCAUAUGGGGAAUGGGCGGCAUAGGUAAGACAACUAUUGCUAGAGCUGUCUUUGAAACUAUUCGAAGUAGAUUUGAAGUUGCUUGCUUUCUUGCUGACGUAAGGGAGCGAUGUGAGAAAAAAGAUAUUACUCACAUACAAAAACAACUUCUUGAUCAAAUGGGUAUUAGUUCAACUGCUCUUUAUAGCGAGUAUGAUGGGAGAGCAAUACUUCAAAACUCGUUACGUCUCAAAAAAGUUCUUCUUGUUCUUGAUGAUAUAAAUCUUGAAAAGCAAUUAGAGAAUUUAGCUGGAGAGCAAGAUUGGUUUGGUUCUGGCAGCAGAAUAAUAAUUACAACCAGAGACCAACAUUUGCUACAGGAACAAGGGGUGCAUGAAACUUAUGAGGUUGAAGGAUUAGUGGAAAUUGAAGCCUUUAAUCUCUUUUGUUCAAAAGCUUUUAAACUGCCAGAACCUACAGAAGGGUUUUUGGAUUUGUCCAAAGAAGUAGUCAAUUAUAGUGGCGGUCUUCCUUUGGCACUUAAAGUGUUGGGGUCCUAUCUUUAUUGCAGAUCCAUUGAAGUUUGGCAUAGUGCUAUUGGAAAAAUAAAGAAUUCUUCCCAUUCCGAUAUUAUUGAUGUAUUGAAAAUAAGCUAUGAUGGUUUAGAUUCUAUGGAAAAGAACAUUUUUCUAGAUAUUUCAUGUUUCUUCAAAGGAAGAUCAAGAGAUUAUGCAACAAAGAUAUUAAAAUUAUGUGGUCAUCAUGCGGAAAUUGGUAUUGAUAUUUUGAUUAAUAGAUCAUUGGUCACAUUAGAGCAGGAUAAGUACGGGGAGGAUACUCUGAGAAUGCAUGAUCUGAUUGAAGAAAUGGGCAAACUUAUUGUAAAUCAAGAAUCUCCAGAUGAUGCUAGUAAGCGAAGCAGGCUGUGGUGUGAAGACGAUAUCGAUCUUGUACUUAGACAAAACAAGGAAACUAAAGCAACACGUAGCAUUAUUCUAUACGACAAGCGGGAUGAACUGUAUUGGAAUGAUUUAGCUUUCUCAAACAUAUGUCAGCUAAAGCUCCUCAUUUUAGACGGCGUGAAAUCUCCCAUUCUCUGCAAUAUUCCCUGUACAUUAAGAGUUUUGCAUUGGAGUGGUUGUCCAAUGGAAACUCUACCCCUUACAGAUGAACACUAUGAACUUGUUGAAAUUGAUCUGUAUCUUAGCAAAAUUGUACACGUGUGGCAUGGAAAAAAGUUUCUAGAAAAGUUGAAGUACUUAAAUCUGUCAAACAGCCACAACCUGAAGCAAACGCCUGAUCUUUCUGGGGCUCCCAAUCUUGAAACACUUGAUCUUUCAUGCUGUUCAGAGCUGAAUGACAUUCACCAAUCUCUCAUACACCACAAAAACCUUCUUGAAUUGAAUUUAAUCAAGUGUGGAAGUCUCGAAACGCUUGGAGAUAAAUUAGAGAUGAGUUCACUCAAAAAACUAGAUCUAUAUGAGUGCAAUAGUUUGAGAAAACUGCCAGAAUUUGGGGAAUGCAUGGAACAGUUAUCCAUUCUUACUUUGAGUUGUACAGGCAUAACAGAGCUACCCACGACGAUUGGAAAUUUGGUUGGCCUAUCUGAGUUGGACUUACAAGGAUGCAAAAGGCUUACUUGCCUUCCAGACACCAUAUCUGGAUUAAAGUCCCUCACGGCUUUGGAUGUUUCUGACUGCCCAAAUCUUCUCCUUCAAUCUUUGGAUUCUCUGUCUACUCUAACCUCAUUGCUUUUAUCGUGGAACAAAUGUGUGGAGGUUCCAAUAAGCAUCCAUGAAUUUCCCAGGCUCAGGCAUCUGGACCUAAAUGAUUGCCGUAAUCUGGAGUUUUUGCCGGAGCUUCCAUCAAGUCUGAGAGAAUUGCAGGCAUCGCGUUGUAAGUCACUGGAUGCAUCCGAUGUCAAUGAUGUUAUAUCAAAGGCGUGCUGUGCCUUCGCCGCAUCAGCUAGCCAAGAUGGUGAUGACGUCAUGCAAAUGUUGGUUUCAGGGGAGGAAAUACCAUCAUGGUUUGUCCAUAGGGAAGAAGGUAACGGAAUAACAGCCACAUUUCCACAUACUGAAACCAUUGCACUUGCUAUCUGUUUCCGAUUGAGAUCAACAUCAAGGCGCAUCAGAGGAGAGCCUUCGGUUAUCUGCAAUGGCGAAGAAUUCAUCACCGAGACUUUACUUGCAAUGCCGGUGAUUGGAUAUUCUCCGCAUUUUUUCCUUCUAUGCUUGAGAAGUGACUGUUUUGUUGACCAAUCUUGCCAAGAUUAUCUCUUCCAAAUGUUAUUUCCUAAUGAUUAUUAUGGAGAUAUCACAGUAGAGAGUUCAGGAGCCCGCUGGGUAUGUAAGCAAGACAUUCAAGAUUUGAUGAAAGCUGGAACUGAAACAGCAACAUGAACAUCUCACCUUCUCCUCCUGUUAUUUAUUUUGUAAAAGGUUAGCACCUAAGAUGAAAUGCACUCAUGAUAAACGUAAUUUCUUCCCUAAAAUAAAAUUAUAUAAUUUUCCAUUUGAGGAGGCGGCCAAGCUUAUCUAAUAAAAGAAAGAAUGUGGCAUAUUUUUGUGGUUCAUGGAUCUUUUGUUGAGAUUACAGAUUCUCUUUACUUGCUGGGUCAAGAUAUGCAUACUUUUAUAAAUUAUAACAAAACAUGUAUCUGUCCACUGAUUCAAGCGAACAGCUUCCUUUGGAAAUUCAGAUGGAUUGUCUCAAAUAUAAGUACCAUGCAUCAUCUUUCUUUGGAUUUGAUUGUGGCAACAAGCAAAACAUGAAUUUCUUCACAAAUCGCUGCUAUCGGUGCUAGUCCCCUGAAUCUGCAAUAGUUUUUGCAUACAGAACAUAGAACUAUAUGUCGGGUUGUGCCCCCGACUUGCACCAACAUCAGGUGGGGAUACUCCCAUUUCCCUUCAACAAAAUAAAAAAGGAUGAAUUUGAGUAUAUAAUGUAUUUUUUAUUUGUUUUGUGAAAAACUUUUUGUACUUCUUUGACUUUCUUUUCUGCUUUUUCAUUCUAGAAUUGUUCUUUAAUUUUGUUAGAUGUUAG